This is a messenger RNA of Neoarius graeffei (lesser salmon catfish), 4934 nucleotides long. RefSeq names its product pleckstrin homology domain containing, family A member 7b (gene plekha7b). The coding region runs from base 232 to 4110 and encodes 1292 amino acids. NCBI's taxonomy places the organism in Eukaryota, Metazoa, Chordata, Actinopteri, Siluriformes, Ariidae. The record is from RefSeq and is a predicted model, not a curated record. Gene Ontology annotation, molecular function: protein binding. The transcript is spliced from 28 exons.
CAGUCCUAAUUACGCAACACACGAUCAAGGACAAGUUAUUGUUGUUAUUAUUAUUAUUAUUAUUAUUAUUAUUAUUAUUAUUAUUAUUAUUAGUGCAGUGUUUGAGGGUCGGGUUUUUUUUUUUCUGAUCAUCGACUCACUUUUUUUUUUUUUUCCCAACUCAACCCCCAGGAGUUUGCGCUUCCCCUUUAACUGGAGCAGAGAAGAAUGAAAGAGGAGUGAAGCGGGAUCAUGGCGGCUCCGCUCGGCCGGGACACUCUACCGGGCCACUGGUCCUACGGGGUGUGCAGGGAUGGACGGGUGUUCUUCAUCAACGACCAAACUCGCAGCACCACCUGGCUCCAUCCCCGCACAGGAGAACCUGUCAACUCGGGCCACAUGAUCCGAUCAGAUUUACCGCGGGGAUGGGAGGAAGGAUUCACAGCAGAAGGCGCGAGUUACUUCAUCAACCACAACCAGAGAACCACGGCGUUCCGGCAUCCUGUGACGGGUCAGAUCUCUCCGGACAACACGGAUUUCAUCGUGCAGGAUCUAGGGAAUUCCCACAUGUCGAAGCCACCGUCCGAGCCAAGACCCUCCAGCAUGGUCAGCGAGUCCUCCGUGGCCAUCACCUCAUCCACCGUGGACACUCCUGCGGGACUCAAGUCUUUAAAGUCCAGUGGUCGAGUGCACAGCUUUGGAAAGAGAGAUCACUCCAUCAAGAGGAACCCGAACGUCCCUGUGGUGGUGAGAGGAUGGCUCUACAAGCAGGACAGCUCGGGAAUGAGGCUGUGGAAGAGGAAGUGGUUCGUGUUGUCGGAUUACUGCCUCUUUUAUUAUAAAGACAGUCGAGAGGAGACGGUUUUGGGAAGCAUCCCACUGCCGAGCUACGUCAUCUCCCCGGUGGAGCCUGAAGACCACAUUAGCCGCAAGUUCGCCUUUAAGGCAAGUCACACAGGCAUGCGCUCGUACAUUUACAGUAAGAACUCUGUGAUUGGCUCGCAGGCCGAGCAUGGCGGCAUGAGGACCUACUUCUUCAGUGCAGACACGCAGGAGGACAUGAACGGCUGGAUCCGAGCCAUGAACCAAGCGGCGCUCAUGCAGAGCCACAGCUUAAAGAGAGAAACUCCCAAACCUGAGCAACAGGCCGUGCCACAGACCAAUCACAUCCCAGCCAGCAGUAACAGCACCACCCACGCUGAGGUCCUGCACCAAUCAGGAUGGACGGAGGUGAUUGAACGAGAGCCCAGACACGAGCAGGAGGUUGAAGCACGCCUGGAGGUCCCGGUCAAAGUGGUCUACACAGGAGAUGGAGAUGCAAACGGUGUUUCUCUGGAAUCUGGAGCUCCAUCUCGAACCACGCCGUCCGUAGCUGCUCAGAGGAACGGCGUGCACAGCGAGCAGAAUGGGGGCGUGGUGUAUCAGAGGGGUCUCGCACCCUGGACCGACACGGAGAAACACGUGCAGAGGAAGACGGCACUGGCGCAGGUGGAGCACUGGGUCAAAGUUCAGAAAGGAGAACCUAAAAGCCAUCCUGUUUCGGAGUACACUCUCCCCAGACGUACUCCUCCCCUCCAACCCAAGCUGGUUAUGAAUGAGUCCUACCAGUCUCUCCCGAAGAGCACCCGUCGUCCGUCCGCCAGCUCGCCCCCGGUGCCCCGCGACCUGCCCAGUGACUACAAGUACGCCCACGACCGUCUUAGCCACUUCCGCAUGUCCACAGACGAACGGAUCGCCGCUAAAGAGGGCAUGGUGUGGCAGCUUUACGAGUGGCAGCAGAGGCAGCGUUUCCGUCACGGGGGUCCCAUGGUGCCACCCGUCUUCACUGUACCUGACUAUGUGGACUCGUCCUCCUUUAGGGUGAUGCUGGAGGUCCCGCGCUCGGUCUCCGUUCCGCCUUCACCAUGCGAAGUACCGCCCUCCAAACUGGCAUUGCCCCGUAGACCUCACACCCCCGCAGACAGGGUGACGGUGCGACCCAUCGAUGAAGUCUCAAGUGUGGACAUGGUCCGCUCCACCUCUCCGAGGGCAGUGUCCAAGCCGGUAUCAAUAGACAGAAGAUCGAUGCCGACGAUGGGCUACAUCACACACACCGUCAGUGCUCCGAGCUUACACGGAAAAACGGCAGAUGAUACGUACAUGCAGCUGAAGAAGGACCUGGAGUAUCUUGACCUGAAGGUCACCGGACGGGACAUGCUGAAGGACAGUAGACCUCCACGGCCGGUCAAAAUCGCCGAAAGCGACGCUGACGUGAAGCUGAGCAGAUUGUGUGAACAAGACAAAAUCCUUCAGGAGCUGGAGAUGAAGAUCCGCACGCUCAAAGAGGACAAGGAUAAGUUGGAGUCAGUUCUGGAUGUGUCCCGUCAGCAGAUGGAACAGUACCGGGAUCAGCCGGCCCAUGCUGAGAAAAUCGCCUACCAGCAGAGACUGCUGCAGGAGGAUGUCGUGCACAUCAGGGCUGAUAUUUCCCAAGUGUCCACGGAGAUGGAGAAGGCGUGGACGGAAUACAGCAGGUUGGAGGCGGAUGUGGAGAGAUUGCGAUCGGCGUUGCAGGAGCAGAUGAACCGCAGCAGCCUCUCGCAGCAGGAGAAAGGCCAACUGAGGAAGGAGCUGUGGCGCAUCGAGGAUGUGAUGGCGGGUCUGAGCGCGAGCAAAGCGAACUACAAAAUGAUCGUUGACUCCGUGCAGAACCCAGGUGAGCGCAGGGCAGCCCCCCUGGUCAUCGCCCCCACACACCGGAGCCACGCCCAAGAGAGGAAACUCGUGCCUUCAGCGUUGUCUCCAUCUGUGCCUUCUAUCCUGGUGGGAGAACCGAAACCAGCCCAGUCGAGUCCUCACCUCAGUCCAGUGCAGCCCGGCGUUCAGACCUUUCAGUUCUCACAAAGUCUCCACAAGCCAGUGUGGGCUGAAGAAGAUGCUCCACCCAGACCUCCCCUCCCCCACCUCUACAGUCCAGAUGACCAACCUCCGGCCGUCCCACCCCUUCCCAAAGAGACCUCCGUCAUCCGCCACACAUCCGUCCGCGGCCUCAAGCGCCAAUCUGACGAGCGUAAACGUGACCGUGAGAUUGGACAGUACCCCAACGGAGAGAAGGUGGAACUGCGGACGUUCCUCAGUGAACCUGAACUUCUGGGAGUCAUGGGACACAUGAGUGGUUUGGGGCAAGAUGGAGGCUACCAGACCUUACCAAGCAGAGGUGUCACAGGUUCUUCAUCUAGACUCCAUCCGUACAUGAACAUUUCCUCAUACGUCACCCUGCGGAGAGGAACCGACACGUCCAGCUUUAAGGAGAGACCAAAGAGUGCCUUGGAGCGUCUGUACUCCUCCGAAGCGCCGCUGCAGCACCAGCAGCUGCAGCAGCAGCGAGGUCGCAUGAGCGCUGAUGAGCAGCUGGAGAGGAUGAAACGCCACCAGAAGGCACUGGUGCGAGAACGCAAGCGCACACUGAGCCAGGGCGAGCGCCAGGCCUCUUCAUCUCGCCCUCCUUCCUCUUCCUCACGGCCCGUUUCCGCAGACCUGGGAUCAUGGAGGCGUGAGCAGGAGUUUGAUUUGCAGUUGCUGGAUCGAGCCGUACAGGGUGAGGAGAAGGAGAGGUUGAAGGCGUUGGAGUGUACAGAGAGGCUGCGCUCACAUUCAGACGAGUGGAUCACGCUUCACGUGAGCCCUCGGCGAGAACUCGACCUCGAACCACUCGACUAUGAGCUGGACCUCAGCAAGGAGCUGUCGAAGCCGGAUAAGGUUCUCAUCCCCGAGCGAUAUUUGGACCUGGACCCCGAAGAGCCGCUCAGUCCUCAGGAGAUGGAGGCGCGACACCACAAAGUGGAACGCAUAAAGAGCAUCCUGUCCAAGUCCAGCAUACAGAACAUUCCGGGUGCAGAGAAGCCGGUGCUGUCGGAACUGGACUCGGCUCUUCAGGAUCAAGAGAGGAUCAUCACCAUGUCCUACGCUUUGGCCUCUGAGGCUUCAGUCAAGAGCAAGCAGGUGGCAGUUUCUCCACAGGUUAACAGUCCCACCAUGCUUCCUCCUCCUCCUCCUCCUCCUCUUCCUCCUUCUGCUGUCGCUCCUGUCGUCUCCUCCCCUCCUCCUCCCCCUCCUCCUCUGAGCAAUGGAUUUCACUACACCUUUGUCUAAUCAGAGCAAACAAAAACAGAGCGAGGGAGGAGAACUUUUAUCUCCCUCUACACUACAGUAAGCCAAAGCCGUGUCCGGUCAUUGAGGUGCUAUCACACGACCCUGACUCGCUCUCCCUUCGUUCUUUUAACAGUUGACGAACUGAAAAGCUCGGAGCGUCCAUUUUUUUUCUAUCCAUCCUCUGAUUCAUAGACGAGACAGACAUCCACGUGCUUUUGGACUGGUGCUCCAGAAUAUCAGUGAGGUGGGGGGGAGACUUGCCUGUGAAGAGUGUUUUGCUGUGGAAGCUGCUGUGAUAGCAAAAGCUGAACAUGUCUAACAGAGAUAAUAGUGUGAUAGAAAAGAAAAAUCAUUUGCACUUUUGUACUCAUGCACUGUAUCAUAGAGCAAAAUAGAGAAAACAUUUUUUAGUCUUCAUCAAGGCUCUCAAGGAUGAAGAUGAUGAGAAUCUGUUGAAGGUUUAGAAAGCAGGAAGUGUUACACUUUAGCAGGACAGAUGUUGGUACAGAUGUUACGAUGAUGAUGAUGAUGAUUGUAUUUUUGUUGACUGAGAUGCUAUUCUUACACCAAAAUCACAAAAUAUUAUUUUUUUUGUAAUCUAGUGUAUCUAGCACUGCCAGGUUCCACAUAGCUUGCUAAAUAAGCUUUAUUUUUGCGGACACAUGUUUGUUGGUUUAUUUGUCGGAUUAACAAUAUUUUUCUUGUCAGAAAUCUCACAAGAGGAGAGGGAGGAAGGAAGGGAGGGAGGGUAAACAGCAUCCUUGUUUUUUUUUUGUUUUUUUUUAAGAAAAUGAUGUAAAUAUUAAAAAAAAAUUAACAAAUCA